AUGCAGUUUUUUGCGUCUGGUGGAGUUAUAUACCAGACCUACGAAAUCCUCCUCCUGGAGAUCGACAGCCAGACUCCAACGUUGAGAAUGAUGCCUGGCCUGCUCAUUCGGCAACUUGAUUUCAUUGAUGCUGGGAAUAAGUUCAAUGAGGCCGAUCCAAUGGACAAGGCCUAUCAAACCGAACUCUUGGAGGACAGCACGUGCAUCAAGAGAUCUCACCGCAUCAAUGAGGGGGAAGUGGCCUUGCUUAUCCGUGCUUGCUCCAACGGCGAACUUCUUACAUUCAAACAAGUCGAAAACGAAGAAAGGGAAAGUGAAGGUGACAAUCGUGGACAGGAGCGAGAAGGCGAUCAAGAUAUACAAGCAGACGGAAGUGGUACUCAGGACCACCGGGCGGGCAAGCGGAGAGCCAAGACAUUUGAGAUAGCAUGGAGCGACAAGGCUUUGGAUCAUCUCCGAGCCGACAAGUCACUGAAGGUUACAUUCGCCUAUGACCUUGAUUUUCUUCCCAAUCGAAACUCACACGCCUAUUCCACUAUGAAGGCUGCAAACAUUGAAACCACAAGCCAGCGAAUCAACGACGACCCUUUCGAGGAGCACUCCUUCGUCAAUGAUCCAGAUGUCAACCAGGCUCUGCGGCGGAAUCUGGAACAUGAUCUCUCAGUUUGCAGUAUUCCCGUCAUUUCUGAGAAUGAUGAAAGCGAAGAACCUGCCUUCGCCCUCACGUGUGGGGAUGUGGACGGCCAUCGAGUUGCAACGGCAGCCAGUUUCUAUUGUUUCGAGUUUUCACUCCUGGCCUUGGACUAUUUCAAGUCCAUUCCACGCCCAAGCAAGUCGGUCUAUAUUUACUGGAUGACGGAACGGAUUCUGAAGACCUGCAACGGACACUUGAAGUGGUUGUUUGGCAAGAAAUACAGGAACCUCUCUGAGAAUCCUUUCGCUCCCCAUUGCUGGGUCAGCGGCAAGAUCAUCAAAGCUGGGGACUUUUUCGCCCGAGACAACAACUGGAAGGUCCCAAACGAGGUGGGGGUGGCUGUCCAGGCUUGGACCAAAGAGCUUGACCAGCGCAACAAGCUUGGCCGCUACGCGUUUCCUCGUUACAACAAAGAGCCCACGCACAGCUUUUACUUCACUGACCACGUCUUCAUCUGGCGUGCUCUCAAGUCAGCAGAGAACCUGGGUCUAAAGUCAAAGCUCAAUGUAGCCGUUCGUCUGGAGGACGAGGGCGGUGAUGGGUCCACCAAGAAGAGCGCCAAAACGAAGGAUUACUCUUCUGUUCAGGUUCAGGACCAGAUUCUCAAGCGCUUUACCACUGAAAAUUCAAUAUCCAAAAAACAAAUGAUUGCUGUCUCCAGGAGUCCUGCACACAACCAGUUUCUGCUCCGUACCAAAGAUGUCGGGUUGUUCCAUGCCAUGGAUAUAGGUUUCUUCGACAAGCCUGGGGCAGAGAAUGACCAUGACCCUUGGCAGAACAAGAUCAAUGUAUGGAGAAACCUUGUGGACUCUCAAGUUUAUCAUGAGGAAAACGAUGACACCACUUGGGAUGAGCCACUGCGAUUUGCUUUAGCAUUCAUCGUGGCCCAGGCCGCGAAGCGUAUCAACCACCCUUCUGCCAAAGAAAUGCGCGAGCGUUCUACGUCGGUCUUGAUGCAAAGCGUUUGGUGA
Molecule: messenger RNA, 1665 nt
Organism: Fusarium falciforme
Lineage: Eukaryota; Fungi; Ascomycota; Sordariomycetes; Hypocreales; Nectriaceae
Exons: 3
Coding region: 1-1665 (554 amino acids)
Source: RefSeq, a predicted model, not a curated record